Messenger RNA from Myotis daubentonii (Daubenton's bat), 2138 nucleotides. It is a transcript of the gene LAPTM5, whose product is annotated as lysosomal protein transmembrane 5. Gene Ontology annotation, cellular component: lysosomal membrane. Lineage: Eukaryota; Metazoa; Chordata; Mammalia; Chiroptera; Vespertilionidae. The record is from RefSeq and is a predicted model, not a curated record.
CUUCCCCUUUUCUGUCCUGCCCCGGGAGCUGGGCUUCUUCCCCUCAGUGCCUCGGAGGAGGGGACAGCGGCACCAUGGCCCCCAGCACGGCCGUCCGCCAGACUUGCUGCUGCUUCAACGUCCGCAUCGCCACCACCGCCCUGGCCAUCUACCACGUGAUCAUGAGUGUCUUGCUGUUCAUCGAGCACUCCGUGGAGGUGGCCCACGGCAAAGCCGCUUGCAAAUUCUCCCGGACGGGCUACCUCAGGAUUGCUGACCUGAUCUCCAGCUUCCUGCUCAUCGCCAUGCUCUUUGUCAUCAGUGUGAGCCUGCUGGUCGGUGUGGUCAAGAACCGAGAGAAGUACCUGCUACCCUUCAUGUCCCUGCAAAUCAUGGACUACCUGCUGUGCCUGUUCACCUUGCUGGGCUCCUACGUGGAGCUGCCUGCCUACCUCAAGUUUGUUUCCCGGAGCCAGGCUAGCCCCUCCAAGGUCCCAGUGAUGACCCUGCAGCUGCUGGACUUCUGCCUGAGCAUCCUCACUCUCUGCAGCUCCUACAUGGAAGUGCCCACCUAUCUCAACUUCAAGUCCAUGAACCACAUGAAUUACCUCCCCAGCCAGGAGGGAAUGGCUUAUAACCAGUUCGUCAAGAUGAUGAUCAUCUUCUCCGUCGCCUUCAUCACCGUCCUCAUCCUGAAGGUCUACAUGUUCAAGUGCGUGUGGCGAUGCUACAAACUCAUCAAAUGCAUGAACUCGGCCGAGGAGAAGAGCAGCUCCAAGAUGCUGCCGAAGGUGGUCCUGCCGUCCUACGAGGAAGCUGUGUCUCUGCCCCCCAAGACGCCGCCCCCCUACUCCGAGGUGUGACGGCGCCAGGCCCAGUCCUGGCGCUGGGAGGGGCGGAGCUGCCUCGCAAUCCGCUCCUUCUUCGCUUUGGUGGCCCCUGUGCCUGGGAGAGCCACCCAGCCGACUUCGGGACAAUCUGCUUGUGUACCCCUCGCUGGCCUGCUGUUCCCGUGGGGCCUGGGAGAUGCUCACAAUGGGGUCAACCCUUUAGGCUAAAGGACUCCUUGGGUCUCUCAGAGAUUCGCUCUAACAACACUUGGCUUAUUUUGAUGUUUGUUUAAACAAGUGGUCAUUCUAAAUUCGUUGAGUUUGGUUAAAUAACUUUCAGCUUGACCAGCGUAACCAAGUGGCUGACGAAUGAAAACACACACACUUGUCAGUUCAGUAAAAUAAUUUGGUCAAACAGCAACAGUCUGUCGCACUGAUUUGUAAGUAGUCAGUUCACACAGCAAUUUCCUGAAGUAAUCAUCAAUUAGCCCCCCGCUGCCCCCCGCCCAAAUCCAUAUGUUCAAUUUCUUCAAAUAGCUUGCUUAAAUAAUGAUUGAGUCAGCUAACCCAGUCAAUUUAGGAUAGGGAAUAACUUCAAUAAUAAAAUGUCAGAUAAUCCAAUCCAAUCCAAUAACUGGCUGCCCACUCUGGCCAAUUCCGAGUGGCCGAAUAAUUGUUAAUUCAAAUGAAAAUUCAGACAGUUGCCAAACCAUCACUCAAUAGCUAGUGCCAGGAAACAGCAGUAACUUUGGUCAUCGGACAGUCCUUCGAACACACAUUGUUUUGCUUAAGAGUUGUCAUCGUCAACGAUCAGUCACACGUGGUCAGGGCAGACACACAGCAGUGGGCUCCGUGAAAUGGGUCGCCUCGACCACGGUCACCCCUAGUAACCAGCCACCAGUCCAUUCCUCAGCUCAGUCCCUCCAACGCCAAUCUGUUUGUAAGUGACCCGGUUCUGCCCGAUGCUUGUGGUCAAGCAGAAAUUCAGCCUCGAAAUCAGGCAAAUCCAUUUGUUGGACUAAACCCACAGGUUAGUUCAGUCAAAACAAGCAAACCCUUGUGGGUGCAGACCGUGCCAUGGGGGCUGGCGUUGGUGGUGCCGUAGGGAAGGUUUUGGCCCAACACCCCCUCUUUUGCUUGCUUCCCUGAGAACGGGGGUUCCCGAGGGAGCUGACCCAAAGGUGGAGAUUGGGCCACAGGGGCAGGCUCUCGGGGUGUGUUGGGGGGUGCAGAGGAGAGGGCGGUGCAAGAGGCUCUGCGCCAACACCUCACCAAAUUGCUUUGUGUGUGACUGGGAAGAAGUUCCAAUAAAGCAGCAACAUGCUUCUC